Molecule: messenger RNA, 3051 nt
Organism: Trypanosoma conorhini
Lineage: Eukaryota; Euglenozoa; Kinetoplastea; Trypanosomatida; Trypanosomatidae
Product: putative endo-beta-N-acetylglucosaminidase
Exons: 1
Coding region: 1-3051 (1016 amino acids)
Biological process (GO): protein deglycosylation
Cellular component (GO): cytoplasm
Molecular function (GO): peptidase activity; mannosyl-glycoprotein endo-beta-N-acetylglucosaminidase activity
Source: RefSeq, a predicted model, not a curated record
AUGUGUGCGGCACUGGUGCGGCUGUACUGCUAUGACCUCUCUGGCGGCAUGGCUGCAAGCCUGAGUGCGGUGUUGAUUGGGCACCACCUGGACGCCAUCUGGCACACCGCCAUCGUCGCCUACGGAAAAGAGUUUUACUUCGACGGCGGCGUCGGCGUGGUGCACGAGCCGCCGGGGCGGACACGCUUUGGGGCGCCGAGGCGCAUCGAGGUUCUGGGGGAGACCACCAAGACAGAGGCGGAAUUCCAAGCGUGGAUCCAGCAGCAGCGUCGUCGCGGCUUUGGCCCGUACGACUACAACCUUCUUAGCCGCAACUGCAAUCAUUUCACGCAGGAUGCGGCGCAAUUUUUGCUGCAACGAGAUAUUCCGGACGACAUACGCAACAUGCUCCCGCGAGUGUUGGAGACGCCGCUGGGCCGCACGCUGCUUCCCAUGCUGCAGAGUCUCACGACGGCCCCGGCGGCUGCUGCUGCGGCUGCGCCCCCACCAGCGCCUGUUCGGGCGUCUGCCCCUGCGCCGGUCACGGGGGUCGGUUUACGUUCCACGAAGGAGAAGUUCACGGAGGCGGAGGAGGAAGAGCUGAUGCUCGCGUGUGCGAUGCUGCAGUCCAACGAGUUGCUCUCGCCAGGGUCGCGCGAGGGACUGGAUGUCACGCGUGGGGCGCUUGAACUUCUUCGCGGGUCUCUCGUGAAUAUACUGGAGAACCCCACUGAGCCAAAGUAUCGGGGCCUGCUCACAUCCAGUCAAACCUACAGGACAAAACUGCUUCCAUUGGAGGAGUUUGGCGUGAUGGACAUUUUGCGUCUCUCUGGGUUUCGUCUGCGGCAGCAUCCCUCCGGUAAAGGGCAGCAGUGGUACCUCAGCGACGCCGACGGCAGCGACGUGAUACUGAGUAUUAUGGUUGCCCACUUGAGCGACCUGCUGGAGGCGGUGAACGCGGAGGCGGCCGCGUCCGUGUCUGGGUCUGUGGAGGAGGCCCCUGUUUGUAGUGCGACGCCGGUUGCGGCUGAGGAGCCCCGUCGUCCCCCAGCGGAGGCUGCGGCGAACAGCGCGGGAACUCGUGCGUUGGAGGCGAUUUUGCACGACGCCGGAAAACCCCUCUCCUCGCUCGAGGAGCUGUGGAACUGGUCGCCCACGGCGCACGGCCCCAUCACGCCCGCCCUGCCUUGCCGUCGGCGCGUGGCUGGCGCGUGCGGGGCGGCGACCCGACUUUUGGUCUGCCACGACAUGCGCGGCGGGUACCUGCCCGGCGACUACGCCCGUUUCGCGCUCUGCGACGCCGCGUCGCUGGUGGAGCCUGCGGUGGACGCCAGCUACACAGUGAGCUACUGGGGCCUCGUGGACUACUUUGUCUACUUCGCCCACCACCGCGUCUCCGUUCCGCCGAAGGAGUGGAUCAACGCCGCCCAUCGUGCGGGGGUCCCGGCGCUCGGCACCUUCAUCACGGAAUGGAACGGGGAGGAGAUUCGCAUGCUGCUGCACAGCGCACAGAAAAUGGGCGACGCCAUUCGGCAGCUGGUUGCCGUCUGCAACGCCUACAACUUCGACGGCUACCUCGUGAACAUCGAGGACAGCGUGGACGCGACGCUGGCGGGGCGGCUGGUGGCCUUCGUGACGAUGCUGCGCCGCACCCUCAACAGGGACCGGCCGCCGACCUCCCCGGAGCGGGUGGUCGUGUGGUACGACGCCGUCACCAUCGACGGCGACUUGUGCCACCAGAACGGUCUCACGGAAAGGAACAAGGCAUUUUUUGACGCCGGCGACGGUCUCUUUACGAAUUACAACUGGCGCCCAAACCGCCUCGUUGUGUCGACCGCGCUGGCGGGGGAUCGUGCCCGGGACGUGUACGUCGGGGUGGACGUGUUUGGGCGCGGCGUGUAUGGAGGUGGAGGCUACAACAGCGACAAGGCUGUGAGGUGCGCGGCGGCGGCGCAGCUGUCCGUCGCCCUCUUUGCGCCCGGGUGGACGCUGGAGGUGGAGGGCGGGGGGAGGCGGGAGGUGUUUCUCCACUCCGACGCCGAGAUGUGGGCAAGGGUGCAAGGUUUCUUUAGGCCCAAGCAGGUUGCGUAUGACACGCUGCCGCUCUGGACCUGCUUCCGCUCGGAUGUGGGGAAACAGUUCUUCGUCAACGGUGAAUGCGUCGUGGGAGGGGGCUCGCACGCCGUGGAGUGGUGUCAGCUCUCCCAGGCGCACUUCACGCCUUGUUGCCAGUUCAUCUCCAGCAGCGAGAAGUGCGGUGCGUGGUGCGGGCUGCCUCUGGAAACGGAGGCCUGUGACGCAGACGAGGCAGACGCCGCGCCGCGGGGCGUGGCACCUGUGGAGUGGCUGACAGACGCGGCGUGGAUGGGGGACCGCAGCCUGAGAUUCGUUGUGCCUUGCCGAGGUGCCGUGACACUCCUGCGGUCGCAGAUCGGCCUCGCCGGGGACGAUGGCAGCGGUGGCCCGCUGGCGUUUCUGGACGUUGCCUGGUGGUGUGACUCCAGCAGCAGCGAACGUUGCUCUUCGCGGCGCCUGCGUGUGGCGGGCGUCUCUGCCGCCGCCACGACGCACCUCGUGCUGGACGAGGAGAAUACCCCCGGUAGGACGGCAAGCGUUGUUGCGCGGGUCGGUGACUGGGAGAUUGUUCGCUACGUUAUCCCGGCCAGCACCAACUGGUCGAGUAUAACCUCGGUGGCGGUGCUGAACACCUCCGCGGUGCAUGCGCUGAGCUGCACUCUGGGCGGCAUAGGCUUCCUUCCACCCACGUGCACUGACAAGGAGGAGGAGAGUGUGCUGCUGGUUGGCCCGGCACAUCUGCUACCUGCCGACGCGUUCGUCGUCAGGCUAACCAACCGGCCCACGACACGCGCAGUGGAGCUGCGGUUGCCGCAGGCAGGGAAAGAGUGGGGGAGUUUCCUGGCCUUCGCAAAGGUGCGUGCGGAGGGCGGCGCGCCGGUUUGUGUGUACAUGGGACAGCACGAGGCGAAACCGAAGAUGUGGCUGGAGCUUCACAUUGCGGCCAGCGCCAGCGUGGAGGAGCUGCUGCUUCGCCGUGUCUCCCCCGGCAGCUGA